AUGCCCAAGAAGCUCUCCAAGACGGGAACCUCGACCUCGCUGUCGAGCAUCGUGACAACGUCCUCCCUGGCGUCGGCGCUGCCCCCGGUGCUGACGGACGGGCAGCCGCUGCCGCGGCUCGUGGUGUUCGACCUGGACUACACGCUGUGGCCGUUCUGGGUGGACACUCACGUGCACGCGCCGUUGAAGGCGAACGCGGCGCGCGACGCGUGCACGGACAAGGUGGGGGAGACGUUCGCAUUCUACAGCGACGUGCCGUCGGUGCUGCACGGCCUGGCCGCCGCCGGGGUCAGGCUCGGCGUCGCCUCCCGGACCCACGCCCCCGACCUCGGCCGGGAGAUGCUCAAGCUGCUGCACGUGCCCGCGCCUUCGGCGCUGUUCCCCGGCGCGGACGAGGGCGCGCUGAGGGAGCUCGCCGGCGGCCGGAAGGGAAAGGGCGACAAGGCGCGCAAGGCCUUUGAGUUCUUCGACGGCGGGCUCGAGAUCUAUCCCAGUAGCAAGAUUCGGCACUUCGAGGCGCUCGGCAAGAGGACGGGCAUCCCGUAUACGGACAUGUUGUUCUUUGACGACGAGAGCAGGAACCGGGAUACGGAGACCUUGGGUGUUACGAUGUGGCUUGUGCGAGAUGGUGUCACAUGGGGAGAAAUCGAGAAAGGAAUCCAGGAGUGGAGGAGAAGGAGAGCCAGGGACGGCUAG
Messenger RNA from Truncatella angustata, 696 nucleotides. RefSeq names its product magnesium-dependent phosphatase-1. The coding region runs from base 1 to 696 and encodes 231 amino acids. The transcript has a single exon. NCBI's taxonomy places the organism in Eukaryota, Fungi, Ascomycota, Sordariomycetes, Amphisphaeriales, Sporocadaceae. Gene Ontology annotation, molecular function: acid phosphatase activity. The record is from RefSeq and is a predicted model, not a curated record.